ACCGACCAUCUCUUAUUUAUAGACAACUUGCUUCAAGCUACAGCAGUUCACCUUUGCAUGAAUGUCCUGUGGACCUUGACAUAUUCUCUCACAGACCUUUCAUUGGAUAUCAAAUGGGAGCACAAUGUUCAGUGCGAAUUUCAAAAGGCAAGCAGGCGAAGGGACAGAAUUCGAGAGAAAGAGAGGUUGAUCAUGAUCAUGUAUUUCAUACAUGUCAAAAAGAAGCAAGUGCCUUUAAUUUCAUUAUGAAGAAUAUUCAUGAAAUCCCUACGUUCAUCUUGCAUAUGACUGAAAUUACAAAACUCAAUCUGUCCCACAACAGGCUGGAGAAGCUCCCCCCUGCACUGGGUAAGCUUGAACAUAUAGUCGUGCUGAACUUAUGUGGAAACCAGAUUGUUUCCCUGCCCAAGGAAAUAGGUUUACUGAGAAACCUUCGGGUCUUGUUUGUUAACAUGAACUACUUGGAUGAGCUUCCAGAGGAACUGGGUUCAUGCAAGAAGUUGGAAGUCCUGAGUCUUUCACAUAACUACCUAUCAGCUCUUCCCUUAUGCUACAGUGAUUUAACUUUGCUUAAAAAGCUCAACCUGAGCAACAACUGGUUUACUUACAUUCCCUCUUGCAUUUUCCAAAUGAAGAAUUUAGAUUUUUUACAUUUGGGUUCCAACCAAAUAGAGACCAUAGCUGACAGUAUCCAGCUGUUGGAGUGCUUGAAGAUACUGGUUGUUGACAAUAAUAAUUUACAUGUUUUACCCAAAUCCAUUUGCUCGCUGACUUCCCUGGAACUUUUAAAUGUGGAUUAUAAUCAUAUACAAACGCUUCCUGAUGAUCUGUUUAAGUUGAUGAAACUGACAAGAAUUGCAUACAAUCCAACGGAUAAAGGUUUUCAUAUAAUUAAUAACCCCUUAGCCAAACCACUGCCGGCUAUGGUUGAAGGGGGGCUUAAUGCAUUAUUUGCAUACCUUGAGGACAGAACUAAAGAGGACUGAAUGCUUUUGUUGGAAACUUUGUGCUGAUCAUCACUUUAAAUUCCCCAAUUCAGUUUAAAUUAAAUCUAAUUAAAUAUUAAGGGGUCAAAAUAGGCCAUAUAUUUAAUUAACAAAGUUGCUUUAACCCUUACUUUAAUGUAGAUAUUGCUUGCUUUGCUCUUGAAAUGAAUGUUAAUGGGGUUGUUCACCUUUGCAUUAACUUUUAGUAUGAUGUAGAGAGUGUUCUUCUGAGGCAAUUUGCAAUUGGUCUUCAUUUUUUUUAUUAUUGGUGGUUUUUAAUUAUUUCAUUUUGUGUUUAGCAACUCUUCAUUUUGGAAUUUCUGUAACUUUCUGGUUGCUAGGGUCCAAAUUACCUUAGCAACCAUGGAGUAGUUAGAAUGGGAAACUAAUAUAUGAAUAGGA
Molecule: messenger RNA, 1388 nt
Organism: Xenopus tropicalis (tropical clawed frog)
Lineage: Eukaryota; Metazoa; Chordata; Amphibia; Anura; Pipidae
Gene: lrrc30
Product: leucine rich repeat containing 30
Exons: 1
Coding region: 114-986 (290 amino acids)
Source: RefSeq, a predicted model, not a curated record